AACAAAACAACAACCCCGCCAACUCACCUUCAUUUGGUCCUCUUCUCCUUCCCCCCGGCUGGACGAAGACAAACACCGACGACGACAACGACUCACGGAUAUUGCCCGCCCAUACCGGUAGUCAGCAAACCGGUCCUAUUUGACGAACAGGUGAACCAGCGGGGACGGCAUCGGGUAACGGCGACAAAGGUAAAGAAAGGAGGAGGGAGCCUGAUAAAGAAGAUUGGAUAGGCAAAAAACGUGCAGGAAAAGAAGGGGGAAACCGUCUCAGGAGUCCGAUAACGAAUAUUCGGUACGGUAGAUUUGGUCAUCACCCCUUCUCUCCUUUCCUCUCUCGCUUUCCCCAUCGUCGCCGCUGGAACGAGCUCCCCGCCCCCUAUCCUUACGACACACGGAACAGUCAGCCACUAGCCAGCUAGAGCAGUCAUCCACCAACCGAGAAAGAGGCCCAUCGCCCUCCGGCGAUUUACUGUAUCCGACGAAACGACAUAACGAAUAUUAGCACACUCUCUCCAACUAUUGACAUCGACAAAAAAGAAAAAUAACCAACUAAUAGCUAUGCCAUCAAAGGAUUGCGACUCGCCCGGAAGCGAGGCUAAAGAAGCCCUAGCUUACUACAAGUCUCAGAUCCAGCAACUAGAAUCGGAACUUGUAGACUUUCAGGCGUCUUCCAAGGAGCUCGAGCAGGAACUUGAAAAGGAACUCGAAGCAAGCGAGAAGCAACACCGGGAUCUAAGGAACAAGAACGAGGGGCUACGAUAUGAGGUUGAGGAAUGGAAAAAUAAAUACAAACAGUCCAAAACCGAGGCCAAUAGCGCCCAAAAUACCCUCCAGAAGGAAAUUACCAAUCUUCGCGAAACUAACCGACAAAUCUCGCUCCGGUUACGGGACAUCGAGGUCUCUAACGAUGACUUUGAACGACAGGAGCGCAUAGUCAAAUCAUCCUUAGAGGAUAUGGAGUCGAAAUAUAACCAGGCUAUUGAAAGGGGGGUCCUACUUGAGGAGGAGAUUAAGAUUGGAGAACAGGAGCGGGAGGGAUUAAGGAUCGAAUGCCAGCGAUUGAGAGACGAGCUAUCGGAUCUGAAGGUGGAACAGGAUAUUACGGUGGAUAAGUUAAAUAAUGCUAUGGCUAUGGCAGCGAAGUAUGGUAAUGGAAGCCUGCAUCACGUUCCGCCACCCGCGAAGUUCCAGUCAACGCUAUCGGAAACAUCAUCGGUCGCUUCUCGACCGCCGAGUACUCCUACAACACCUUCCGCAGCAUCCACAUCUACUCCACAAUCAGAUCACUCCCCGACACCCCCAUCUCCCCCAAUGUCCGAGGUGUCGACAACUCCUUCCCAACCCUCUCGUGCAAGGGAGGACCCAGCUCUGACCCCCCGACCCAAGCACCAUCAGAGACCUGCCCACUCACGAGCUCCGUCAUUCGGAUCUCAUGGACCCGGCAUGAGGCCGCCUAUCCCAUCUUCGAAGUCACUUCACCACAUCCGUGGCUUGAUAGGACAGAUGCAAAGGCUGGAGCAACGAGUUCAGCAUGCCCGCAGUAAAUUACCAGGACCUGUCAACACACCUCCUCGGAUAUCCCCUCGCAACCAGGGAGCUUUUAUCCCACCAACGGUUACUAUGAGGUCACAAAAGAAACACCGGCCAUCCUCUAUUUCCUCUGUUACUUCUGGUCGUAGCGAUAGGGACACCGUGUACCCGCACGGCACCCGACUAUCCUUUGGCGAGCGACCAAGCUCGCGAGCGACAUCUCGCCCAUCAAGCCGUGCCUCGGGCGCUACCUCACGCUCAUCACUAGGAUCUCAACUUCCUCAAUCACAUAGGCCGAGCAGUCGUGCUAGUCUCUCAGGAAGGGUAACACCCAUGGAAACACAUUCUGAGUUUGGAAUGACUACUAUCAACGUGCGUGAUCGAACAAGCAUUGGUAGUGUGGCAUCUAGCACGGAUGACACGUUUCCAGCUCCCGCUAUCCGCAGAAACACUGUUUCCAAGGGAGAAAGUGGAAUUCCACUGCCUGCUAGUGGCUUACCUAGACGAAGUUUUGGAGGACGAAGAAUCAGUAGUACCAGUGUCGAGGGAGAAGCUCGCCGACGAUUGGGUAAGAAGCUGAGUGGUGUGGGCGAAGCAUAA
Messenger RNA from Tuber melanosporum (Perigord truffle), 2130 nucleotides. RefSeq lists its product as uncharacterized. NCBI's taxonomy places the organism in Eukaryota, Fungi, Ascomycota, Pezizomycetes, Pezizales, Tuberaceae. The record is from RefSeq and is a predicted model, not a curated record. The coding region runs from base 559 to 2130 and encodes 523 amino acids. The transcript has 2 exons. Gene Ontology annotation, cellular component: kinesin complex; kinetochore; centrosome. Gene Ontology annotation, molecular function: microtubule binding. Gene Ontology annotation, biological process: vesicle transport along microtubule; chromosome segregation; mitotic centrosome separation.